This is a messenger RNA of Peronospora belbahrii, 1236 nucleotides long. Lineage: Eukaryota; Oomycota; Peronosporomycetes; Peronosporales; Peronosporaceae. The record is from the annotation of a GenBank genome assembly.
AUGACGAUUGAGCAGGAAGCUAAAGCUUUGCGCAUCUUACGCCAAACACAGGAAGUCACCAAUGGCAAUACCACCACUGCUUCAGACGCGCCUACGACUGUGAACAUGUCAGUACUUUCGAACGCAACUAACUAUGUCGAUUCCAACAGCAUUGGGCACGUCAAGGUGAACAACGACAUGGGCUGGUCGAACAUUCUUCCGAAUGAUUCCACCGUGCAUAUUAUCUACAAAGAAUCUGGUCCUAGUGGGGAGAUUUUAAUCAUCCCCGCAGGGCAGAAUGCAUCGGACGCUACAAAUUCCUCGUUUAGCGGCAGCGACUGGAUGUCAGGGAGCGAUUCAACUAAUCCAGUGAACACAUUGCCGACGGAGUCCAGCGACGACAAUGCUAGUAGGGAAAGCAAGGGUUUAAUACGUACAGGAUCAAGCUCGGUCAUACUCGUGGUUGUUGGCACGGCCCUGGCACUCGUUGCUAUCGUGUCAGUACUUGCAGUAGUGGUUUACAGUCGAAGGAAUCGACGACGAGCAUACUCCGAAGAUCAGAGCAACUCGGACCAGCCUUUCAUCGUGGGCUCGCUUCCCCACCAGCCAGUCCCGCAACUCAGCUUGCUCGACACGGACAUGUCGCCGAACCUUUGGCUGGAAGGCCAAUACCAGUACUCACCCAACAUGAGCGGGAUAAGGAACUCGCUCAACGGUACUGCGAUCCUGUUGGACAACAGCACGGCUGCAAUGCAUCACCGAUACACAGUUGACGCUCGUCCGUCCAGUCGUCGAGGCCACCGUAGAAAUGAUGGGCAAGGUGAUGUUGAGCUUGAUCAGCGCGGAAAUACUGGGCGUAAUCAUGCUGGGUAUGGCAAUACUGUGCGUGAAGAUUCCGGACGUGAUGGUAGCGUGCGUGGAAAUAGUGUGCGUGACGGUAGCGUGCGUGGCGGUAGCGCGCGUGGAAAUAGCGGGCAUGUCCAAGGUCGUAGCCGUAUCCAUGUUGGUCGUCGUGACGAUAGUGCUUGGCGUGAGCGUGGUGUUCUGGAUGAUAUUUCAGAUCGGAGUCGUCGUCGAAGAGGGACAACACCCAUCGUUUUAUACGACGAAAACUCAACUGAGGAGCACAAAUCCAAUCCAAGCAGAAUACAUCAACAUCCACGAACAUCAGUGUCAUCGCAACAACAGCGUCAGCGUCUACAGGAGCAGCAACGAAAACGCCGUCGUGACAAGUAUGCUACGAGGCGAGAUAGAUAA